AUGGCAGAUCCAAUCAGGAUAACGAUUACAGCGGUUACAGCGGUGCUCGGCGCCGCCAAAGCCAUCGUCGCCAUGAUCGACAAAGAGGAGCGCCAGAAACAUCAGAAGAAUGCAUCAGUUACCGAUCUUGAAGCAUCUGUCAACGCCCUCAAGGAGGACAUGAGCAUCUAUGGCCGUUUCCUGAACACGAUGUUUGCGGAAGAUGCCAAUCAAAGAGCACGCGUAAGGCUCUGUUCCGGCCCCGAGGGCUGUGAGGCUCUGAAUCAACUAGAUGUCUCCCUCGAGGGCGCGCGGCGCUGCUUGGAACAGACAGAGGUGGUGGAGACCGCACUCUCUGCCUCUGAAUCCAAUAGAGUGUGGCCGGCCAAACGGCCUCCUAUCGGAGAGCUGGUAAAGUCGCUCUUUCAAACCAACUUUGCUCCAAACGACGAUACCAUCGACAAGCUCUUGAGUGCAACCAAGGAUGUGGAUAUAUAUCGUGGCAAUUGCAAGUGCUCGUUCAAGCGGGUAUGGUAUCUAUAUCAACUCUAUCAGCAGCCUCCGAAUCAACAAGUAUCUAUGGAAAGCAUUCAAUCCGAUGGCAUUGAGAGUGCCUUGAAUGACGUCGAAAUGGCUUUCUACCAGCGGCCAUUUACUGUAUCCGCGGAGGGCAGUGUCCGUGUCGCGUUCAACAACCUGUCCAUGCUGAACCGAACCAGCGAAAACUCAACAAAACACAUGAAGCUGAUGAAAGACAUUGGUCACCGGUGGGCACAGAGUGGGAUGGAUCGAAAUGAUUUCCUAGGCCAACCUGGAAAACCCAUUUCCAAGAUCCAAGCCCUUGGAAGGCUACAAACGUCUCUGUUCGAGCUACUUUGGAGUGGUACGAUCGAGCAGAUGAAAAGGCCUCAAAACAUCGAAAUUCUGGCUCAGGAGAAGUCGGAAUUCAAAACCGAGCUGUACGAGCUUGAAAAGGCACUCCAAGAUGCAAUUUUUCGAGCCAAAAAAGAGAGAUUCGCCAUCGCUUUCUGUGGAAUGGUCAAAGCUGGGACGUCAUUGUUCCUCAACGCGCUCAUUGGCGAACCUAUUCUGCCAUCUAAUGAAUUACCAUCCACCGCCUGGCCGUGUCGGCUUCGCCAUGUUCCAGGCCAGACGACGCCGAUGCUUACUUACGACGAGGGGCCGUUUAUCUCCGGCCUAAAGGCGCUGCAGAAAGCGAAAUAUGGUCACCGACUCAGGAACUACCAACCUCCUUCCGAAGAUAUUUUCGAUGCAAUAUUCCAGGAUGAAGACGUAGCGACACCGACAGAAGAAGAGAUCAAGCUCAGGGAACUGUACGCACCUUGGGUUGACCUUCAUGCUGUGACAAGGAAGAACCUAGAAGAAUUCGAGUCUCCAUACUAUGUCUUACCCAAGUCAGCAAAGGGACACGAGGACGUUAAGAGAUUGCUAGGGAUUCUAAACGACAUCAUUCGACUCUGCUUCCGCUUCAAGCUCGUUUUCAAGAUGGAUGAUGUCGAGUGGCCAUUACUGACCGUGGAAUUCAACUCGCUUGGUGACCACCCAAUGGACGGCAUAUACGAGUUUAUAGACCUCCCGGGGUUGGGAGAGCAAUUUGAAACACUUCGAGGCCAUGGUUCGACUGGUAGCAAAGGACUCAAACGCAAUUGUACCCAUCAUCUCAUUCAAAGAAUUGGCCCGCAGGCAAGUACUCGAAGGCUCCGUUUCCAUCAGUACUCAUCAUUACUCAGUGAUUGGAAGAAGCUACCGGACACUGUAUCGAGUGGAUUUGGUGCUCGAGCAAACAUUGUCAUCUGCACUCAUCUGGAUCAAAUUCACGGCGAGAACCUCAAUGAACAAUUAUCAAUCGUUAGCAAGGUCUUUUGGCCCGGUAAUCUCAAGGGAGUGGCGUCUAACGACAUCAUUCCCUGCUCGUCGUUGAUGGGUCUGAGCGCGCGAGCCCUUUUGGACUUGUCAAGAGGGAAAUCAAAGCCACAAUUUACGUCAUUCUGGGAUCCGAAGCGGAAGAAAGUCAGCCACCCGUGUGCUGAAAAAAUCCUCGGCGUCAGCCAGCCUGAGCAGAACUAUGAGAGGAUGCCGACCGAAUUUUGGAAUGCCGAGCUCGAACGGGAGAUGAAAGAGAGCGGCUUGCCAGACGCAAUCCAAAAGCUGGCCCGAGAAAUGGUCGAUCAAGCCAAACAACGGGCUCUCAUUCAGGAAUGCCAGGCUGUGUGUAAACAGCUUCGCAAGAUGAUUACCGCCCAAGAACGCAAGCUCCUCGAAGCCAGACGCACGAAACGAGACUUUGAUGCCGCAAAAAAGGAAUUCGAAGAUGCCCGAGCGAAUUUAUAUGCACUGAUCAAUACAUGGAAUCUUAGCAAAACCACCCAGGAGCAGAUCUAUAAAGACAAGCUGGACAGAGUAAUCAAGGCGCUCUCACAGAAAGCCGAAUCCUUCAUACCCCUCGCCAUAGAAAACACGCUCAACGAUUGGUCCCUCGGAUCCGUCAAACAAGAGAAAGAUAUCGAGUCGAGUAGAGCCCCGGAAACAACAAAAGCAACAAUGCAACAUAGUACUACUGUACUGAUCCUCGAAAGUGCGGCGCACGCAGAAGAAUUCCUUUGCCUCAGUCAAACCGAGCUCACAAAGUCGUUGAACGAGCUCAGACGGGACUUUGUGAUCAGUGUUCGGAAGAUGGCAGAGGAGGCGCGAGCAAAGCAUUUUCAAGAUCUGAAAGACAAAAUCAAAUAUCUCGAUCCAAAGAUGCAGCCAGAGUUCCGUAAAGAAAUCAUCGAGGAUCUGAACGAUCAAUCUGUCAAUAUUCGUCAAGUUGCAUUCAAACAGAUCAGAAAUAAGAUCAAGAUAAUCAAGACUUGGGGACGAAACAAGCAAACGAUCUAUCUCGCCAUGGAUGUCAUUGAAGGCCACUACCGGGAGGAAAUCGUCAAGCCGUGGAUCAAGGAUCUGGCGAGAGAGAGCGAAAAGUCGCUGAUUGGAACAAUCACAGCUAGUUCCCAGGUCGCGAGGACGGCGGUAGAGAACGCAUUGGCACGUGAAGAUGCACGAUACAAGCGGGAAAGUGAAGAGCGAAUCCCGAACAAGUACGGAGUGGUACAGAACAUGGUGGCACUCAACAGCUCGCUAUGGGCGGCAGAGAGUGCUCUUCAAACGAUUUGGAAAGAACUCCUUGAAUCACUGAACGUCAUGGGCAAGGCACCUCUCAAUACCACUGAAUCUAUUGUGGAGGAAACCCUUGACACGAUGCAUACAGGCACAGAGAGUGUAUUGAUCCAGGGAGAAUCGAGAGAGGGGGAGCGAACAGUGAUGCCGUUUCCACAAGCAGAACAAAUGGAAGGUAGAUCCUCUGAAGCAAGCAUUUUGCGAGGCAAGAACUCAGAGGUUUUGGGAAGUGGCUCUGAAUCACCAGGUUCUGCGCUCGAGGGUAUCAAAACGUCCGUGCAACAGUAUACCCACGCUGCAACUCAAACAUUGGCCGAAGGAUCUGACAAGGAAUCCGAUUCUUCUUCAUCUGAUCCAUCGUCAACUUAUGGGCGCGUUAAUGGUGUCGACGUACCGCUCAAAUAUGCUCACGCUGCAAUCCAAACCCAAGUCGAGGCAGUUCUCGAAGAAUCAUAUCCCUUUCAUCCAGGGCAUUUAGCAACCGUCAAAGAGGACCCUGACCCGCUGAUUCCGAUGUUGCAGGAUUUAUUGCAUCAGCGGCGUCCAGUUGAGCUGUACAACGUAACCAACAUCAGCAAUCAUCCCUUUGCCUACGGCGGAUAUGCCCAAAUUUACGCUGGCGAAUUUCAGGGACGCCAAGUGGCUGUGAAGUGCAUCACCCCUCGGAGAAACCGGACUAGGCCCGCGCCAUGGGAACAAUCGAUGAGUAGGAGAGUUGAUAGAGAAAUCGAAGUAUGGAGCGCGCUUUCUCAUCCUAAUAUUCUCGAUUGCCUCGGGUACUAUUGUAACACCAAACUCGCCGACUUCCCUUGUAUUGUUUCUCCACUGUGCGUUCAUGGAUCGUUGGAUAUCUAUCUACGGGAGUCUCCCAACAUUACAGACGCCGAGCGCCUGCGAUUGGUUUCCCAAACAUCUCUGGGAAUAGCGUAUUUGCAUGAUCUCGGCAUCAUUCACGGUGAUCUAAAACCACUGAAUAUACUCGUCGACGAACACUAUCAAGUCCGCCUCUGUGAUUUUGGCCUGGUUCGUGCCCUGGAGGGGCUCGAGCCGACCCCGACCCCAUACAUCGCAACGCCUCUCUACAUGGCCCCAGAAUUGAGUGAUUAUCGAGUGUCAACGUUUGCAGGGGAUAUCUGGGCGUUUGGUUGCAUCGCAUUAGAGGUUAUAGAAGGCCUUCAACCUUAUGCACGACGGCAGAACGAGAUGAGGACCUAUGGUCGGGCAUACAGAAAUCAAUACCCAGCUGACAAGAGCAUGAGCCGUUGGCCUCAAUCUGACUUUAAAGAGGCGGCCUGGGCACUCAUGAAAAGCUGCUGGAAUCAAUUUCCCUUUCUCCGACCUCCGAUUAAGAGCAUGGUUUGCCAACUGCAAAUGAUGGAGGAAAUGUUGCCCCUCGAGGAGUAG
Molecule: messenger RNA, 4563 nt
Organism: Serendipita indica DSM 11827
Lineage: Eukaryota; Fungi; Basidiomycota; Agaricomycetes; Sebacinales; Serendipitaceae
Source: the annotation of a GenBank genome assembly